AUGCCGGCACAAAAAGCCCCUGAACGACGCCAAACGUUCCCCGCGUCGUGGUAUACAGAGCCGGCCUUUUACGAAUUCGAACGCCGCGCCAUCUUCUCGCAGUCAUGGCUCUUGAUCUCACAUAAGCUCCGCUUUGGCGCGGCGGGCACCUACGUCCGCUACGAGGUGGCCGGCAUUCCCUUCAUGCUCAUCAAAGACCGGCAGGGCGAGAUCCGCGCGUUCCUGAAUAUCUGUCGACACCGGGCGUUUCCCCUGGUGCACCAGGACGAAGGCAAAGUCAGUAUUCUGGCGUGUAAAUACCACGGAUGGUCCUACGGCCUGAAUGGAAACCUGGCCAAAGCACCCCGAUUCGACUCGGUCGAGGAUUUCGACAAGAAGGAGUACUCGCUGUUCCAGGUCCAUGUCCACGUCGACGUCCGGGGCUUCAUCUGGGUGAACCUCGACGCGGCCGAGACCCCGACCGUGUCGUGGGAGGAGCAGUUUGGCGGCGUCGACACGCAGCCGCGCCUGUCCAAUUUCGACAUGGACGACUACGAGUAUAACCACACGUGGGGCAUGGAGGGCAAGUUCAACUGGAAGACGCUGAUUGAGAACUAUAACGAGUGCUAUCACUGUCCGACCGCGCAUCCUGGUCUGGCGCCCUUCAUUGCGCAGAAGCAGCUGGUCUACGGCUGUGAGCGGUACUACAUCAAGCACAUGGGCAACGCCGAGGAAGACCGCUCAGCGUUUGUCAGUCCGACAUAUAUGUUUCCCAACUCUUCGGUGACCAUGACUCAAGAGUUCUUCUACAUGAUGCAAAUCGUGCCCACAUCCGCCACCACCUCGACCAUGCGGUACGAGGUCUACCGCCGCAAGGGCAUCGACCCGGCCAAGCUCGAAAAGGAACUCGACUUCUACAGCCAGGUCGAGGGCGAGGACAAGUGGCUCGCCAACGGCGCCCAGGGCAACCUCAACUCGGGCGCCUUCGUCACAGGCCCGCUCCACCCGGACCUCGAGGCCGGCGUGUCUUACACCGAGUCCAUCAUUCGCGAGAUGCUCCUCAAGCACGCCGAGAGGGAGAAAGUCGCGGGCAAGCAGAUCUGGCCCGCGAAGAGGUCCGCCAGUGGGUCGCAGUUGGAGGAGGACGAGGCGUUCUGCAAAGGGAUCUGCGAUGGUGCGGGAGGGGCGGAUGCGGCGAAGCUGGCGUGGUAA
Fonsecaea nubica is the source of this 1191-nucleotide messenger RNA. RefSeq lists its product as hypothetical. The coding region runs from base 1 to 1191 and encodes 396 amino acids. The transcript has 4 exons. Gene Ontology annotation, molecular function: 2 iron, 2 sulfur cluster binding; iron ion binding. Lineage: Eukaryota; Fungi; Ascomycota; Eurotiomycetes; Chaetothyriales; Herpotrichiellaceae. The record is from RefSeq and is a predicted model, not a curated record.